Messenger RNA from Lycium barbarum (goji berry), 2014 nucleotides. Its product is annotated as nuclear transport factor 2. The transcript is spliced from 9 exons. Gene Ontology annotation, molecular function: mRNA binding. The record is from RefSeq and is a predicted model, not a curated record. Bases 314 to 1678 code for a protein of 454 amino acids. Gene Ontology annotation, cellular component: ribonucleoprotein complex; cytosol. Lineage: Eukaryota; Viridiplantae; Streptophyta; Magnoliopsida; Solanales; Solanaceae.
CCCAUUCCGACAAAAUUCCUAACUCUCCAUAGAUCUAUCUCCAUUAUUCACUAUCCGAUUCAUACAAUCUCUUAAACCUCCCAAAUCUCUUCUUUCUUUUUUUUUUUUCCCCCAAAUUAUUAUGUGUACUCUCUUUUUGUAAUAACUUCUCCUAUUUAAUAAAGGAGAUUCGGUGCUCACUAUACUAUAUAAUAACUACAUACGUUACCUUUUUUGAAAAAGAAUUGGAACAUUAAUUCGCCUUUUUGUAAACCCUAAAGUUCUUUUGAUCUCGGUUUUCUUUUGGCGAUUAUAGUUCCGUGUGUACUCAAUAAUGGCGAGCUCAUACUCUGCUCCAAUCGGUGCCACUCAGGUGGGUUCGUACUUUGUUCAACAAUACUAUCAGGUUCUUCAACAACAACCUGAUUAUGUUCAUCAGUUUUAUACUGAUGCCAGCUCUAUUGUUCGAGUUGAUGGUGAUUCCAACGAAUCCGCUUCCGCCCUUGUGCCAAUUCAUACUCUGAUUAUGUCAUUGAGUUUCUCUGGGAUUAAGGUCAAGACGAUAAAUUCUCUUGAAUCUUGGAAUGGCAGUGUUCUUGUUGUGGUAUCUGGUUCUGUCAAGCUGAAGGAUUCCAGUGUGUGGAGGAACUUUGUGCAAACAUUUUUGCUUGCACCUCAGGAGAAGGGUUACUUUGUUCUGAAUGAUGUCUUUCAUUUUGUUAAUGAGGAGGGCAGUGUACUACCUCAAGCACCAGUAGUUUCACAACACAAUCUUGAUGCUCAACCAACUGCCUCUAAUCCUCUUGCAGAGCCACCAGCAGCCCAUGACUAUGCCUUAGAGGCGGAGGCGACUGAAUAUGUUGAUUCAGUUCAUAUACAAGGAAAUGAGACUGUUGAAGAAUAUGGUUAUGAAGAGCAUGAUCAUGAGAACCUAUCUGAGGCUGAAGCUGAGCCUGAGCAUGAUGAUGAGGCAGAGGCUGAGGCUGAUGUUCCAGAAGAGACUCAUUGGGGGGAAGAAACUGCUCAAGUAAGGUCAUUCGAGGAGGAGACUUCUUUCCUAAAUAAUGUGGUCGAAGCCAUGCCAGAGCCUGAGCCUGUUGCAGAAGAACCUGUUGGAGAGCCUUCAAAGAUUAGUUAUGCCUCUAUUUUAAGAGCAAAAGGAAAACCUGCACCGCCAGUUCGUGUCCAGCCAUAUUAUACCAAGAGUGCAGCUCCCGUUUCAGAGUGGCAACCUCCUGUUGAGCAGUCAAACUAUAUGCCCCCAGCUGCGCCAGACACCAGCCUUGACCGGGCAGAUGAAGGAUUUUCUCAAGAAGGGGAAUCAAAGUCUGUCUAUGUGAGGAAUUUACCAUCUACUGUAUCUUCUCUCGAUAUUUUGCAAGAGUUUAAGAACUUCGGGAAGAUCAAGCAAGAUGGAGUUUUCUUAAGAAACCGCCAGGAUGUUGGCAUUUGCUAUGCCUUUGUUGAGUUUGAGGAAGUCCAAGGUGUCCAAAAUGCAAUCCAGGCAUCACCAAUACAGUUGGCUGGAAGGCAAGUCUACAUUGAGGAGAGGAGACCAGCCAGCAGUAGCAUGUCUCGUGGAGGAAGAUCAGGAAGGGGAAGAGGCAGAGGAGGUCGUUCUGGUGGGCGGACUUUUGGUAGGGGAAGCAAUCCUGAUGAUAGAGUGAAGAGCAAUGGCUUCCGCGGUACAUCAUAUUAGAAGUAUGAAAUGCCAAACUUGCCAACUAAGUUAUGAUUCUGCGGAUGAGGAUCAAUAAGGAACGUGGUACUGGUUUCUAGUUAGCUUUUAUUUUUUUGAUGAUUUUUGUCUUCUUAUGCAAGGGAUUUUGUUGCUGCCGGUUCUUUCUUCCCUGAGUGUUUUGAGAGAGAUUUUUCCCAUCUUUCUCCUGUAGUUAAAGUUGUGUUAUUGUUAUGCUCUUUUAAUCCUUUUUUGUCCUGCAAUUCUAGAGGCAAUACUUGUAACUUUGGAGUGAUGCCAAGGGUGAGAAAUAUUUUGAGCAUAUCUGAAAGUAUGGCCUAUGUUGUUAGUAGUGUA